Molecule: messenger RNA, 2509 nt
Organism: Pelobates fuscus (common spadefoot toad)
Lineage: Eukaryota; Metazoa; Chordata; Amphibia; Anura; Pelobatidae
Gene: PPP3CB
Product: protein phosphatase 3 catalytic subunit beta
Exons: 15
Coding region: 254-1819 (521 amino acids)
Biological process (GO): calcineurin-mediated signaling
Cellular component (GO): cytoplasm; calcineurin complex
Molecular function (GO): calmodulin-dependent protein phosphatase activity; calmodulin binding
Source: RefSeq, a predicted model, not a curated record
CUGCAUGCUGGGCCGGGACAGCCCCCUUCCCGCGCUGUGUGAGCCGUAGAGUCUGCGCUGUCGCCGCCAUGUUGCCAGCUGCCGCUACCGUCAGCCUCUAGCUGCGCUCCCCCCACCCCCCGUGUCUGCCCUCCCUUCCUCCCCCCUCUGCCUUCUCCUUCCCCCCCUUACAGCCCGCUCCGGAGCCGCCAGCAGGAGGAGGAGGGAGGAGAAGGCCGCGGAGUCCCUGAGAGCAGCUCGCCCAGCGCCAGCCAUGUCCACCGUGGACGGUAAACAAUCCACCACCGAGCGGGCGGUUAAAUCUGUCCCAUUUCCCCCAACACAUCGGUUAACAUCAGACGAAGUGUUUGACUCUGAUGGGAGACCUAGAGUGGACAUUCUAAAGAAUCAUUUGAUAAAAGAAGGCCGAGUAGAUGAAGAAAUUGCACUUAGGAUCAUUAAUGAGGGUGCUGCAAUAUUACGGCGAGAGAAGACAAUGAUAGAAGUAGAAGCACCUAUUACAGUUUGUGGAGACAUUCAUGGGCAGUUUUUUGACCUGAUGAAGUUGUUUGAAGUGGGUGGAUCGCCAGCUAACACAAGAUACCUCUUCCUUGGGGACUACGUAGACAGAGGUUAUUUUAGUAUAGAGUGUGUGUUGUAUUUAUGGGUUUUAAAGAUCUUGUACCCCAACACUCUUUUUCUUUUGAGAGGAAACCAUGAAUGCAGGCAUCUUACAGAAUAUUUCACUUUUAAGCAAGAAUGUAAAAUAAAAUAUUCCGAGAGAGUCUAUGAGGCCUGCAUGGAAGCUUUUGAUUGUCUUCCGUUAGCUGCACUUUUAAACCAACAGUUUCUUUGUGUUCAUGGAGGACUUUCCCCCGAAAUACACACGUUAGAUGACAUUAAGAGAUUAGACAGGUUCAAAGAACCUCCUGCAUUCGGUCCAAUGUGUGAUUUGUUAUGGUCAGAUCCUUCAGAAGACUUCGGAAAUGAAAAGUCACAGGAACAUUUCAGCCACAAUACAGUUAGAGGAUGUUCUUACUUCUAUAGCUACCCUGCUGUCUGUGAGUUUUUGCUGACUAAUAAUUUGCUGUCAAUCAUUAGAGCACAUGAAGCACAGGAUGCUGGUUACCGAAUGUACAGAAAAAGUCAAACGACUGGAUUUCCUUCGUUAAUAACGAUAUUUUCAGCACCUAAUUACUUAGAUGUCUACAAUAAUAAAGCUGCUGUUUUAAAGUAUGAAAAUAAUGUGAUGAAUAUCAGACAGUUCAACUGCUCACCACAUCCAUACUGGCUGCCCAAUUUCAUGGACGUCUUCACAUGGUCGUUGCCGUUUGUUGGAGAAAAAGUAACCGAGAUGUUGGUGAAUGUUUUGAGCAUCUGCUCUGAUGAUGAACUCAUGACAGAGGGAGAAGAUCAGUUUGACGAACGACUCAUAUAUGGCAAUAAGAAAGUAGGUACAGCUGCUGCCCGAAAAGAAAUCAUCAGGAACAAAAUUCGAGCGAUUGGAAAGAUGGCAAGAGUCUUUUCUGUACUCAGGGAGGAGAGUGAAAGCGUGCUGACACUGAAAGGCCUAACUCCCACUGGAAUGUUGCCUAGCGGGGUUCUGGCAGGAGGACGGCAAACUCUACAAAGUGCCACAGUUGAGGCAAUUGAGGCUGAUAAAGCAAUACGAGGAUUCUCUCCGCAACAUAAAAUCUGCAGCUUUGAAGAAGCAAAGGGAUUGGACAGGAUCAACGAAAGAAUGCCUCCCAGAAAAGACGCAAGACAGCAAGACGGUAUUAAUUCAGUAAACAUAAAUGCCAAGGAAAACAAUGGGACUGGCAAUAACAACACGCAGUGACUGCACCGUGUCAGAGUUUACUCACACCUUGCCUGAGAAGUCCUAGAUUAAUGCUUUGUGACAUAACAGCUUCAAUAACCAAGAGGAUCUGGAAGAUAUAGACUGUUUUAAGAUCCUUGGGUAUGCAGCUGAUUCCUGUGCAUCAAUUAUCAUGCUUUCCAAGAGGAAAACAAAAUUCACUUACGAUCUGGACAUGACUUGGGCAAGUUUAGAGCCAGCCACUAUCUCUAGUAUUUGAAUCAUGGGAAAGUAUGGAGCUGUUUUCACGAAAGCUCAUCUAGUGUAGCAUCUCACGCUUAUCAUUGUUGACACUUAAGUUUACAAAUGGAAAUCUUGUUUUUGUUCACUAGAUAGAUUUUUCUGUAUCUUUUUUUUUAUUAUUAUUAUUUUUGACAAGAAUUACAUCCCUCAAAGCUAUUUAUUUAAAAGACAUUUGUUUAUUAAAUGUCUUUAAAAGAUAGAUUAGAAUUGUCUUAAAUAUGCUGAGGCUGCAACGUGUAGUUGGCAACAGACAAACCAAUGCCAAAAUAAAGUUGGCUCUUCUGUAAUGCUGACCUCAGGUAUAAUGAUUAGAUGUUGCAAAUUAUGUAUUAUACUCACGGUAUUUUUUAGUUUUAAGGCUUAUGAAAAGAUUUCUACAUAGGAACAUUUAUUACUUGAACACAGAUCAAAAGAAAUAAUUUCAGUACA